CCUCCCCACGAAGAGGUUGCAGCCCACUCGCGGAGGCGGAGCCAACAACUUCCCCGGCGCUUCCUUCACUCGGAUUUGGAGGCGCUGCCUGGAUUGAGUGAGUGAGUGGAAAGACAGAGAGAAGCGCGAGUGGGAAGAGAAGAGAAAGAAAGGAAAGGCAGGGAGGAAAGAGCGGGGGUCUCCGGAUCGCGCGUGGGAAGCGACGAAGAAGCAUCAGGUUUCCUCCUCGCCGCGGUCGCGAGGGAAAGGCCCCCCAUAUGGGCCGGUGAGGGCGAAGAAGAGAGGCGGGGAUCGGCUGGAGGGCCAUGCUGGCCGGGCGGGCAAGGAGAGCCACUCUCGAGCCCAUCGUCCGCGCGGAGGGGACUCCCUAAAAGCCCGGAGGGUGCUUCUCCUCUCUCCCUCCUCCAUGGAGGCCAGCGGGAGCAGCCCGGACUCGAGCCGAGGCCAGCGCCUGAGCGUCGGGGAGCUGCGGUCGCUCUUCGAGGCGCGCUGCGUGGCCGCCGCCCAAGGCACGCCGCUGCCCGAGGCGGCGCAGAAGGGCUGCCCGCGGCCCCGCAACGGGGUGCUCCCGCCGGUCAUCCCGCAGCUGACGGUGACGCCCGAGGACGAGGAGGAAGGCAAGGGAGGUCCCCGGAGCCCCGCCGGAGGAGGAGGGUGCCGGUCAGGCGAGCCCGAGGGCGCCUGGCUGAGCACCGAGAGCGGCGCCCUCCUCCCUUCCACGCGGCGCCUCUCCACCUCCUCGCUCUCCUCCACGGGCUCCUCCUCGCUCUUCGAGGACUCCGAGGACGACCUGCUCAGCGACACCGAGGGCAGGAGCCAAGGCAUCGUCCACCUCGAGCACGGCGAGGAGACCCACCAGAAAAAAGCAUGGCAGACCAUAAAAACUAUUGUCAAUUUGCCAAUCAUCAGCCCUUUCAAGAAGCGCUACUCUUGGGUGCAGCUGGCUGGCCACACAGGGAGCUUCAAGGCAGCAGACGGUGGGACAAUUCUGAAGCGCUACUCAGAGAAUGAGGAGAAAUGUUUUGAGCUGCUCAUGAAAGAUCCACUGCGCUCCUGCGUUCCCAUCUUCCAUGGUGUGGUGGAAAGAGACGGCGAGUCCUAUAUCCAGCUGGAUGACCUCCUAGUUAACUUUGAAGGGCCUUGCGUAAUGGACUGUAAAAUGGGAAUCAGGACAUAUUUGGAAGAGGAGUUGACGAAAGCAAGAGAAAAACCGAAGCUACGUAAAGACAUGUAUAAGAAGAUGAUUGAUGUGGACCCUCUGGCACCCACAGCAGAGGAGAACACACAACAUGCAGUGACUAAACCACGGUAUAUGCAGUGGAGGGAGACCAUUAGCUCCAGUGCAAACUUGGGCUUCAGGAUCGAGGGGAUUAAGAAGGCUGAUGGGAGUUGUAAUACCAACUUCAAGACAACCAAGACAUGGGAGCAAGUUUUCCACGUUUUUAUGGAAUUCAUUAAAGAAGAUACUGCUAUAUUGAAAAAAUAUUUAAGACGUCUGUAUGAAAUUCGUGGUAUCCUUGAAUCUUCAGAGUUCUUCAAACGGCAUGAGGUAAUCGGAAGUUCACUGCUAUUUGUUCAUGAUGAAAGUGGGCAUGCCAAUGUAUGGCUUAUUGAUUUUGGAAAGACUACUCUUCUCCCAGACGAGCAGACCCUGGAUCACAGGAUUGCAUGGGAGGAAGGAAACCGGGAAGAUGGAUACUUAUUUGGACUGGACAAUUUGAUUGCUAUCUUAGCAAGUAUCUUGGAGAGAUGAGAGGAACUGAUUCAAGUUCAGGAAAGGACUUCACCUUAAGUUUUAAUUUUUUUUCAUAAUCAAUCCCUCUGCUAGAGGUUAAGCCUUUUAAAACUUGCCAUACUCUGUGGACACAAGGACCUAGGAUGCUGCUGGAGAAAGAAAUAGAAAUGUAGCGCCACCACACAGUGAUCUGGAAUGCAAACUGGAUGGAUUCGGUUUUAUGGAACAACAGAAUGAAUCUUGAAUAUUUAUACAUUGGAUCAGGACCAAGUGACUGCUUCACUCAUGAACCAAAUCAUUCUGGAUCACCUUUUAGCAACUUGGAAUAAAUGUUGCUUGCCUCAAGUGAGAUUGAAGAGACCAGACCUCUUCUGUGGAGGAGUUGUCUUCAAAAUUAAUAGGCCGGCCUCUUUUCUAUUUCUCACCCCAUUCAAAGGGAUGUUCACAUUCCAGGGGUUUCCUUGAAACACCGUAUAGAGAUAUAAGGCCUUCAAGCCUUUAUUUUAAAGUCAUAACAGUAAUAGCAAUCUGGUUACUAUAAUGCAUUGAAAUUUGAAAAUGUACAUAAAAUGCUGCUCAAUCUUCAGAAACCAAAAGGCACUUGGGGCUUCUACUAGCCAAUUCAAGUGUAUAUUUGCCCUUGUUCUCCCCAUACCCCUUCUGUUCUUCCCAGCCUUUCUUCCCCUCCCAAUCUGUUUUCUCUCCCUGUUCCCUCUCAUGCAUAGUUUUUCUAUUCCCUUUGCCAAAGUGCUGUGCAGUUUGCCAGUUGCAGAAGCAAUCCCUGCUCAAAAUGUUUUAUGCAAAUCCAGCCUGUAGUCUUGCCCACAAAACAGGAUUGCAGUGUAAAGAAAUCCAUGCAAAAGGUGUGAAUUUGCAUGGCUUUAUACUGAGCUCAGAGUUGGUUUGAUUGAAUAUCAAUUUCCUUUGCUUGUGUCAACCUGGGGAGUUCUAUACUAUCAGCUGUCAUACCUUGAAGAAGGCUAAAUAUGGGAGAAUUGGGUCUGCAUUUGAUUUUGCAGUAGUGCCUCCAUAUUUUCAUCUGUGACUCUUGUUAUAACCUGCUGGAUUUUUAAUUGUUUUAUGCAAGAAAUGCUACACAUUCCAGAAAGAAAGCAUCAGUAUGCUUUGAAAGGGGCUUAGAACAAUUUUAGAGAAGUUUGUGCUGGCCCAGAAAUGACCUCUUUUGCCAGCUGGCAUUGCACCUGAAUGUUUGAACAUCUGAGGGAUUACAUCUUACUGGCGUAGUUGAGCUAGUAAAGGUAGAACUGACGUAUGUAGUUUACACUGAAAUGUUUCAUGUCCAAGGAAUCAGGAUGCCAGUUUUGUUGCUUGGUGUAAGAGUGCUUUAGCUUUGACUGAUUCCAGACCUGCAGUUUCUGCAUGAAUAUAUUGGCAGAUUUAAAAGAAAUAGUUAUCUUUCUAGAGCUAGAUAGAGAGAGAUACACUGAAGACUUGAAAAAGAAGGUGCUAGGUACUUUGGGAAAGUAUUAAGAACUGUUUAGUGUAUCAGUUGAAAGUGGUAUUUCUAUAGCAACCACAUAUUUUGCAGCAACAAAUCAGUUGUGAAAGUGAUGGCUUAUGUUACAGAAAAUACUGUAACUUCCAUCCUUUUCUUCUAUGAGGUAUCAAGGCUUAAAGUCACUAACAAAAAGUAUCAUGGAUUGAUCUGGCAGAACAUUUUUCUUGUGUUUUGCAGCCUAGCCAUAAAGUUCCAUUAAUCAUGUGAUACAUGUGUCAGUUGUCACAAAACUAGUUCCAGCAGUGGCAGUAGCAACUGUGUGUGUUGUUGCCUCUGCAUGCACUACAGAAAGGUUGGCUGAGGUUAGGCAGGGGUUGACUCUCUUGAUUUGAUGCCAUUGUUGGUGCCAGGCUUUAGGAGGCUGUAACACAAUUGGAGGAGAUCGCUUGAGUUGACUAUCCUAUCAGUCAUGAUUUCAGUUGGUCUACUAUAGUUGGGAUUAACCCAUAGGAUUUCAGCCUAAAAUGCUGCAACUAGAAAGAUAUCCAUAGCUAUGACAAUGUAACUCCAGGUAGUAGGGAUGGGGAAUAUGUGGCCCUACAUUUCUUGUGUGGAUUGCAGCUUUGGUAUGCCAGUGUAGUGCUGGUGGGAGAUGCAUCCAUUAUCAGUUACUGAGCCUCGUUCCUCUAAAGCAGAGCUAAGCAACUCAGCGUCCUACACAUGUUUUAAACUUCAUGAUCCCUGGCCAUGCUCGCUACGAUGUGAGUUAUAGCCCAAAACUAUAGGAAGAGUGCCAGCCUGCCUACUGCUGUCAUAGAAGAUAUAAAAUGUGGAACUAUAUUCCAAAAAAUAAUGGUUGCAUCUUUUAUCUUCAGUGACGAAAGCAUGGAAGAUCUGAUAUACUGUUUAAUUCCAUGAAUUAUACUUCAGUGAUGGGGACUCAUGCUUCAAAUGGUUGUGGACUUUAGCCGCAACUCUACUUCUUUUGUAACCAGACGGAAAGUCUUGUCGUAUUUGUAGAGGAUGUUGCUCUGAACACUACAUUGCAAACAACUGUAUAGGCAUCUUAACUGUAUAGGUUGAGAAGUUUAAUAGUUCCAGUUCAAUAAAAAUUUCACUGAA
This is a messenger RNA of Anolis sagrei ordinatus, 4316 nucleotides long. RefSeq names its product inositol-trisphosphate 3-kinase A (gene ITPKA). Gene Ontology annotation, cellular component: nucleus; cytoplasm. The record is from RefSeq and is a predicted model, not a curated record. NCBI's taxonomy places the organism in Eukaryota, Metazoa, Chordata, Lepidosauria, Squamata, Anolidae. Gene Ontology annotation, molecular function: inositol tetrakisphosphate kinase activity; inositol-1,4,5-trisphosphate 3-kinase activity. Gene Ontology annotation, biological process: inositol phosphate biosynthetic process.